Messenger RNA from Glycine soja, 1192 nucleotides. RefSeq names its product SAGA-associated factor 11 homolog. Bases 293 to 832 code for a protein of 179 amino acids. The record is from RefSeq and is a predicted model, not a curated record. Lineage: Eukaryota; Viridiplantae; Streptophyta; Magnoliopsida; Fabales; Fabaceae. The transcript has 4 exons. Gene Ontology annotation, cellular component: SAGA-type complex; DUBm complex.
GAUAGGAGAAUGGUUGAGAAUUAUAUGGGCCUUUUUAUUUUAUUUGGGGGGUUCAAAUAACACAACACUCAUGGGAGGUGCCAAUAGUAUACUUGUAAAAUUUUCUAUUCUAGUCCGAACGUUUGGGCUUUAUUGAAAUUGUACCCCAUUGGCCAGUUGAGGGGUUCGCACUGUGAAUCACAGAAUCCCCGUUAGCACUCUCGUCUCGACGAUUCCCUGUGAUCUCUCAGUCUUCUCUUGCUGUGGUUCAGACUUCAGAGCAGGAUCCAAAAGCCUUGGUCAAGACUCAUUCAUGUCUGUUCCUAAUGAGGAAAACUUGUCAUAUUCCCAGCUUUCUUAUUUUUUCUUGGAUCUCCUUGAUUCCAUCAUAGUCGACGUGGCAUCAGAGUGUCACAGAGUAGCAAGGCUGGGGCUUGAUUCAAAUUUGGAAGAAGAGGAUGAAGAAUUGAAGCUGUCAGCACAAGCCAGGGUUAGGGUGGCUGAUCCUAGUAACAGUAAUGAAGCAAAUGGCAAGUAUGUGGUUGACAUAUUUGGACAAACUCAUCCUCCUGUGGCAAAUGAAAUAUUUGAUUGUUUGAAUUGUGGUCGAUCCAUCAUGGCUGGAAGGUUUGCUCCACAUUUGGAGAAGUGCAUGGGAAAGGGUAGGAAGGCACGUCUGAAAGUGACAAGAAGCAGCACAGCCACGCAGAACCGGUAUUCACGAGGCGGUCCCAGUCCUGGUUCUACACAUUCUCCAUAUUCAAAUUACUCUACCAAUAGCAUGAAUCGGUUGGCAUAUGGAACCUCCACUUUUGCAGGUGAGGAGCACUCAAAUGGGACACUCGAGUCAUGAACUAGUUCAUGUGUAAAUGGCUGGAAUACAGGAUCUGUGUCACACCUUGAACUUGUUUCUUCACAGGGAGACGGCUGAAUUUAAUUGUGUGUGAAUAUUUCAAACAGUUUGGACCAAAACAUAACAACUAUCGUUGCAUGCAUCCUUGAAUUGUUGUCUACCUUUACAAAAUAACUUUGCUUUUUACAGUGAGGUCCAUUUCAAUUUUUAUUAUGUUUUAUACCUAGUUCUGUUGUAAUUUUAUUAUAAUUUUACUAACGGUUAACAUAUGUAUAUUGUGUGCAACUAUGAACUAGUAUUAUUCAUGGAUGAGAAGAUUUUCAGUGUUGAGAUGAAUAAUAUGCAGAGCUUUGGAAGUAA